AUGACGUUGAGCAAGCCCCUGCCGCGCACAAUCACCCUUCAUAACGGAGUUGAGCUUCCGGCGGUGGGUCUGGGCACGUUCCGAGCUCAGGGUGAUGACGCGCGUACGGCAGUACUGGCGGCGCUACGGUCAGGAUUGCGCCACAUUGACACGGCCUCUAUCUACAAGAAUGAGGCGCCCAUCCGCCAAGCCCUGGCUGAGAGCGGGGUGCCGCGGGAGGACGUGUUUGUGACGAGCAAGGUCUCACCGUACGAGCAAGGUGCAGGACGAGCCCGUACAGCCGUGGAAGGUAUCAUGGAACGCCUUGGACUGCAGUACUUGGACCUGGUAUUGAUUCACUGGCCCGGGGUAUCCCGUGUCGCUCCGGACAGCCCCCUGAACGCCCAGAUGCGGUUGGAGACGUGGAGGGAGCUGGAGCAGCUGUACGGACAGGGUGUUGUUCGCGCCAUCGGCGUCAGUAACUACGAGGAGAGCCAUGUACGGCAGCUGCUGGACAAGGCGGAGGUGAAACCCAUGGUGAAUCAGUUCGAGGUACACCCCCGGCGUCAACGGAGGGAGCUCAGGCGGCUGUGUGGCCGGGAAGGUAUUGCUGUGGUAGCGUACACCUCGCUGGGCAGCUCCGAGUUACUGAGUCACCCUGUCGUACAGCAAGUGGCGGCGGAGGUGGGGCGGACUCCUGCACAAGUGCUACUGAGGUGGGGACUGCAGGAGGGCUGUGCGGUCAUUCCCAAGAGUGUACGACCCGAGCGCAUAUCCGAGUGGCGGGAGGAGCUGCUGCUGGGGGCCGACUGGGCACUGGGGGGCAGCCACAUGGCCGCGUUGGGGGCGCUGGAGGACGGACACAAGUACUGCUGGGACCCCGAGGGAAUCGUGUGACGUGUGUGUGUGUGUGUGGCCGAGGAGGGGGAGGAGGGAAGGUGGUUUGUCAGCUGUUAGAUGUACGGCAUCGCCCGGCCUUGUACAGCAUGGGAGUGGGUGGGCGGAUGUAGGUGCGAGGAGUACGCGCCUGGGCAGCUGAGCGACACACACUGUGGGGGCUGCUGUGUUGGUGCAUGUGCUGACGUGUAAGUGUGUUUACAUGUAUGUAUGUAUGGAUGGACAUGCAUGGAUGUAUGUAUGUAUGUUGGAAGGAACACGCCGAUCGUGCCGUGUGUAUGUGACUGACCCCCCUAGCUGGAUUGUUUAAACAUUCGUUUGUUAAAAUGUCUUGAGCAGUUGCUGCUGUGUGUACAUGCAUGCAUGGUGGUUAUGUAUACUGUAUAGCAUGCCGUAUGUUAGGUUCAUUAAAUGAAUGGACUUUGAUGCCACGAUAGGAUUACUAGUCGUGAUGUCUGUCUGUCUGUCUGUCGGGAGCCUAUUCGG
Messenger RNA from Volvox carteri f. nagariensis, 1362 nucleotides. RefSeq lists its product as uncharacterized. The coding region runs from base 1 to 876 and encodes 291 amino acids. Lineage: Eukaryota; Viridiplantae; Chlorophyta; Chlorophyceae; Chlamydomonadales; Volvocaceae. Gene Ontology annotation, molecular function: oxidoreductase activity. The record is from RefSeq and is a predicted model, not a curated record. The transcript has 8 exons.